AUGCCAUAUACAAUUACUGUUUUAGGUUGCGGUGUUAUGGGAACUGCCGUCACAUCAGCUAUUUUAAAGGCUCAGUUUGACCCAUACCCAACCAAGAUCAUCGCUUGUACAGUUCCAUCAGAAGAAGCCAACCUUAAGAAGGUUUUCGCCGACAACAAACUCGUUUCGGUUUCAGCUGGUGUGGAAAACAACAACAAGGCAGUUGCCGAAGCUGAUGUCAUUAUCUUGGGUUGUAAGCCAUAUAUGUAUGAAGGUAUCUAUAACGAAGUUAAGGACUCUUUAACUGGGAAACAAUUGUUGAUUUCAUUGUUGGCUGGUACCACCAUAAAAGAAUUAUCCAUUUUCACUCCUUAUGUCGCCAAAGUUAUGACCAACACUCCUGCAAGAUUUGGAUGUGGUACUGCUGCAAUUGCAUUCGCUCCAGAGGUGACUGAAGAACAACAAGAAUUGGUUAUGAAAUUAAUCGACACUGUUGGUAUGACUGUCAAGAUUCCAGAAAAAAACAUGGACAUUGCCACUUCUUUGAUUGGAUCCGGUCCGGCUUUCUGUUUGUUAAUGAUGGAAUCAAUGAUCGAUGGUGCUGUUAGAAUGGGUAUGCCUUACGAUAUUGCACAAAAGUCUGCUGCCAAAGUUAUGGAAGGUACUGCUAAAAUGGUUCUCGAAACUGGCGAACACCCAGCCGCUUUAAAGGCAAAGGUUUGUACCCCAGGUGGAACUACUAUUGGUGGGUUGUUAAAGAUGGAAGAUAAGGGAGUAAGAAGUGCAAUUGCUCGUGGUGUUGAAGAAGCAGCAAUCAUCUCGGCUUCAUUUGCAAAGAAAUAA
Molecule: messenger RNA, 822 nt
Organism: Spathaspora passalidarum NRRL Y-27907
Lineage: Eukaryota; Fungi; Ascomycota; Pichiomycetes; Serinales; Debaryomycetaceae
Gene: PRO3
Product: pyrroline-5-carboxylate reductase
Exons: 1
Coding region: 1-822 (273 amino acids)
Biological process (GO): L-proline biosynthetic process
Molecular function (GO): pyrroline-5-carboxylate reductase activity
Source: RefSeq, a predicted model, not a curated record